AUGCUGGGCCUGCAAUCGUACGGCAGCUCCUCGGAGGGCGAGUCCGACCAUGAGGAAGCUACUGCCGCAGAAGCACCAGUUCCAGCCCAUCUACAGCCCGUUGACAAGACACACUCGCUAUCCACACAAAUCGCCAUUUGUGCGGCACCGGCGGUGGUGCCCAUUGGCGCUUCGGCAGUGCCCAGGACCCUGGAUCCCACGCUUAAGGAAGUCACCUACAAUCCACGAUAUGAAGAGAUGUACACUCCGGUCAAGGGACCCGAUCAUCCAGACAUGACCAUGCAACAGCGCGCACCGCGAAACACACUUGCCGGCUACGUGGAGAAGGCACACAUCAAUGCCUUCGAGUUCGAGAACCAGCGUCGCACUUUCCACACCUACGGCUACGCACUGGAUCCCAGCGUCGACGAGCAGGCCGAUGGAAAAUCGUAUGUCGGGGAUCUGCAAUCGGCCUACGACGACAAUGGAAAGACCGUCUUUGAGGCUCCCAAGGCUAAAAAGAUGAGGAAGCAGGAGAAGAACGACAAUCCUGAGGAUAUCGAUGGCUUCCUCGGACCCUGGGGUCGUUUCGAAAACGAGGUUACGGUGGCCAAGCCCAACGAGCAGGAGCGGGCCGAGCUGGAUGAGCUGCUUUCGAAGCGACACAAGCGCGGACGCAUUCCUGAGGAUAAGCCGUUGGAGGAGAAAUCAACCUUACACAUCAAGGAUCAGUACGACUACCAGGGCCGGUCAUAUCUUCAUGCUCCACACGAUCUUGGCGUGAAUCUACGUUCCAAUGCCCCGCCGCCUAAAUGCUUCCUGCCCAAGGCGCACAUUCACACCUGGACGGGCCACAACAAGGGAAUCUCCUCCAUCCGCUGGUUUCCCAAGACCGCUCAUCUGUUGCUUUCCGGCUCGAUGGAUUGCCGUGUGAAGCUGUGGGAGGUUUAUGGAGAAAGGCGCUGCAUACGAACCUUCUCGGGUCAUCGGCAGGCCAUUAAGGACAUUGCAUGGAACAACAAGGGCACCAACUUCUUAUCUGCAUCUUAUGAUCGGUACAUAAAGCUGUGGGAUGCCGAAACGGGCGACGUGGUGUCGCGGUUCACGACCCGAAAGAUGCCAUUCUGUGUUAAGUUCCAUCCGGAUAACAGCAAGCAGCAUUUGUUCGUGGCAGGAACCUCUGACAAGAAAAUUAUUUGCUGGGACACUAGGAGCGGAGACAUUGUACAGGAAUACGACCGGCACUUGGGAUCGGUUAGCACCAUUACCUUUGUGGACGACAACCGACGUUUUGUGACCACCUCGGACGACAAGUCGAUGCGCAUCUGGGAAUGGGACAUACCCGUGGACAUGAAGUACAUUGCCGACCCGACCAUGCAUUCCAUGCCGGCUGUCACCCUGGCGCCAAAUGGCAAAUGGAUGGCCUGCCAGUCCCUGGACAACAAGAUAGUCAUCUUCUCGGCUUUAAAUCGCUUCAAGAUGAACCGGAAAAAGACCUUCACCGGUCACAUGGUCUCCGGCUAUGCCUGCCAGUUGGACUUCUCGCCCGAUAUGAGCUACUUGGUGUCUGGAGAUGGUGAUGGAAAGUGCUACAUCUGGGACUGGAAGACGACGAAAAUGUACAAGAAGUGGCAGGCGCACGAUGGCGUCUGCAUCAGUGCGCUGUGGCAUCCGCACGAAGCCAGCAAGGUGGUGACUGCCGGCUGGGAUGGCCAGAUAAAAUAUUGGGACUAAACGGUCCGCACAAAAUCCCUAUAUAUCCUAGAUGUAAGUCCCAAAAUGCCUAUGUAAAUUGAUGAUAUGUAUAUUAAAUAGACCCGCUAGGUUUCUUGACUUUA
Drosophila bipectinata is the source of this 1817-nucleotide messenger RNA. Its product is annotated as pre-mRNA-processing factor 17. Gene Ontology annotation, molecular function: mRNA binding; protein binding. Gene Ontology annotation, cellular component: catalytic step 2 spliceosome. Gene Ontology annotation, biological process: mRNA splicing, via spliceosome. The record is from RefSeq and is a predicted model, not a curated record. NCBI's taxonomy places the organism in Eukaryota, Metazoa, Arthropoda, Insecta, Diptera, Drosophilidae.